CUAACCCUAACCCUAACCCUAACCCUAACCCUAACCAUUUAAAAUGUAAACUUCAACGAGGUAACGCCAGAGUUUGGCCUUCCCAACGAUCCCAGAUAGCAACAACCGUUUUAGGUGAGCAAAGAGGACCCAGAGGAAGAAAUCAGCAGCUCAGAAAAUCAAGAGAUCAAAAUGAUGCUGCUGCUCGUGAAAAGGGAUUCAACUGAAUAAAUCUGUCGUCAGUGGAAAAUCCAGCGUUCAUUAGGAUACUGUUCCAGUUUUCUGCAGUGAUGUUUUUGUAACCAGGGCAUUUUCCUCCUGGUUUUUGGUCAGUCGGCACCGCACAUAUGCGCACGGUCUCCCCAACAUCAUUGACUGUUGGUGAGAACGGACCAAUUUAUGCUGACAACCGAGGAAAGGGAAAGAUGUCGUUGCUGAGCAGCCGUUGUGAUGCUUGACUGAUCAUGAUGAAGACCGAUUCCACAUCUUCCAAGAGCACCGGCUCAGGUUCGACGCUGAGGAGCCCAUCCCCGCACCGGAACGCGUACGAGGCGGGGAUGCAGGCGCUGAAGCCUGCCAAGGACAAUGCUGCGAAAGGCGAUCAUAUGCAGGAAGGCCCCCGCGGCCGCCGGAGCUAUGGCUCCAACGUGCACCGUAUCAAGAACAUGUUCCAGCAGAUGCAAGGCCCAGGGAGCACAUCUCCCUGCAGGGAGGGAGGGGAGGACCCGGAGAAGACUACUGAGAGGGUGCGUCUCUCCCUCCCCAGAGCCGGUAGCCUGAAUGAGAAUGUGGACCACAGCGCCUUGCUGAAGCUGGGAUCCACUGUCUCAGAGCGGGUUAACCGGUUCGACCCUAAUGCCAAAGCGGAGAAUGGGCAGGUUCCCCGAGCCUCAUCAUCCAGCUACUCCAAGCUGCAGCAGACACGGAAGAUCUUCGAACAACAGCAGGCGGCCCAGCAGCUGGAGCGGGAGAAGCAGGCUGCUGCCACCAACCGGGUCCUUCUGAAGAUGGAGCAGACCUCUGGCCUGGGCUUCAAGGUGGCGCGGUUCAACGGCAGCACAGAGUCUCUGGACAGCCUGGACACCACCGAGGCUGUGUCCCCCACCGUCUCCCAGCUCAGCGCUGUCUUCGAACGGGCCUCAGAGCUCCGCAAUAACCUGCAUCGCCUCUCCUCCACACCUCCGCUGCCCUCCCGGGGGGUCAGCACCAAGGUGGGGGUGCAGCUCAACUCCAAAAUCAUCUCUAAGAGGGCGAACCGUGCUUCUGCCCGCCCAUCAGCCAGCCAGGAGGAGGAAGGGGGUGGGGGGCGCAGCCAGAAGGACCAGGAUGGGCCUCCCAGAAACCUCAGGGCCUCAUCCUCCUCCACCUCCAAUGGCCAAAACGGAGGGCAGAAUGGAGGCCCUACACUCCCCGAGCCCAGAGAGGGCCGGGAUAAGACUGGGCCAGACUUUGAGUCCCAGGCCAAAACUGAGGGCCAGUCUGAGGAUCGUUCUGGCGACCAGGAGCCCAGCAGCACCGUAGUUAAAGCUGACAUCCACCACGUCUCUCUGGAGAAUAGAGAGAACAGUACAGUGAGAGAGGCCCAGCUAAAGGAGACCUCUCCCAAGGGCACUAGCAGUGAGAGGGGGAGGCAGGGUGGAGAUGGAGAGAUGGGCCAGGGGGGUACAGCGGAGGAGGGGGAAGAGAGGACUGUAAAGGAGGAUCAGUCAGGGGGAGAACAGGUAGCUAUCAGAACGUACAGCGCAGUAGGGGAGGACUCUGGAGGGAGCCAGCAGGAGCAGGAGGAGGAGGAGGAGGAGGAGGAGGAAGAUGAGCGAUACGAACCUGAGUCCAGCUGUCAUGAGAAACCUGGGCUGCCUGAAGAGGAGGACCCUCCACCUAGCCGGAAGAUCUGCUUCAGCACGGGGCCUAUCAAGGUGUUUGCCACCUACCCCAAUGAGGACUAUGACCGUCGGAACGAGGACGUGGACCCCAUGGCUGCAUCUGCCGAGUACGAGCUGGAGAAGAGGGUGGAGAGGCUCGAUCUGUUCCCCGUCACACUGGAGAAAGAUGGUGAUGGACUGGGUAUCAGUAUCAUUGGGAUGGGGGCGGGGGCAGACAUGGGCCUGGAGAAACUGGGCAUCUUUGUCAAGACGGUCACCGAUAAAGGAGCAGCGCACAGGGACGGCAGGAUCCAGGUGAAUGACCUGAUAGUGGAAGUGGAUGGGACCAGUCUGGUGGGGGUAACCCAGACCUUCGCUGCUUCUGUCCUCAGGAACACCACAGGCACCGUCAAGUUUCUGAUUGGUCGAGAGAAGCCGGGCGAGCAGAGUGAGGUGGCCCAGCUGAUCCAACAGACCCUGGAACAGGAGCGCUGGCAGAGAGAGCUGAUGGAACAACGCUACAGCCAGUACAUGGAGGACCAAGAGGGUGGUGAAUAUGGUACUGACGAGGAGGAGGAUGAGGAGGAAGAGGUCAGCCCCACACAUCCCUCUGCCAUCGAGGUGUUUGACCUGGCUGAGAACGAGGACAUCUCUCACCUGGAGACGGACCCUGAGAAGCUAGCCCAUAAGAACCAGGAACUUCACAUAAAGCAUGCUGUAACACAGGCAGAGAUCCAACAGCUGAAAAGAAAGCUGAACCAUGCAGAGCAGGACAAGCAGCGCUGGCGUGUGGACAAGACCCAGCUGGAGCAGACCCUGCGGGAGAACAAGGAGCGCAUGGAGAAGCUGGAGGGCUACUGGAUGGAGGCCCAGAGUCUGUGUCAGGCUGUGGACGAGCACCUGAAGGAGACCCAGGUCCAGUACCAGGCUCUGGAGCGCAAGUACAGCAAGGCCAAGCGCCUCAUCAAGGAGUACCAGCAGAAGGAGAUUGAGUACCUGAAGAAGGAGACUCAGCGCUGUGUACAGGACGGGGCCGAGGCAUCAGUGAGGGAGGAGUCAGGACAGCUCCAUGAACAGGUAGCAGAUCUGGAAUGCAUUGUUGAGGAGCUGAAAUCUGAACCUUUAUAAAAGCCUUGUUUCCUAAGAGAGUCUCUUCAAGAACUUCAAGAAGUGAAUAUGAGGAUAGUGUUAUUGUACUUGCAGUGGACCCAGGAUAUUUAUUGUCUCAAACUUUAGCCUGGUUUGCGGUCGAAUACAGGUACCCUCAGGCUUUGUAUUGCUGCAUAUAAUCUCUUUAUCUAACAACCCUUUCAAUCAUGUUUUGUUUUGUUAAGAUUUCCCAGGUGGAAAUAUUGGCUAUGGCUACUAGUUUGACAGUUUAAUCAACCUUUUUCUUAACAUUCAAAAAUACUGACAAGAACUUCUGUGGAGCUCUAACCGUUGCUGUUCCGAAUUUUUCAUUCCCAGUGUUCAGUAUUUGACAAUUUGAUCACCAAUAGUGUGUUUGGGUGAAUUAGAAGACCAGGCUUUUGAUUUCAAUUGCCAAAACAAAUUCAUUUUCUUUCUUUUAUUUGCCUAUUUUGUUUUGCGACGUUUCAUUUUCUGGAUUGUCAUUGUACAGUUGUAAUACUGUAUGUGGUUUAUAAAACAAAAGUUUGAGUUUGUAUAUAUUUUUAUUAAUGUAUAACAUUUAACAUAUAUAGGAUGAACUAAUGGAGUCAACAGUUGGUGCAUAUGAUAACUUAUGUGACUGAGGAGGAUGUGUAAAUUGUCAAACGUCGACACUGGAGAAGAUAUAGCUGGAUUGAACGUUUGGUGCUUCACUGGAAUGAAAGGGACAAGAAGAGAUGGGCUAUCUCCUUCUACAAUUACAUCAACAAUCCAACCUUUGCAGGGGUUUGGCACUUCAAACAGUCAACUGCUGCCACAGCCAUAAAGUCUGUGUAUUGAUAGUCAACUGCUGCCACAGCCAUAAAGUCUGUGUAUUGUUAGUCAACUGCUGCCACAGCCAUAAAGUCUGUGUAUUGUUAGUCAACUGCUGCCACAGCCAUAAAGUCUGUGUAUUGUCAGUCAACUCCACUACCCAGUAAUGCUACUGAUGGGAUUCAGUAAGAACAUACUAAACCUUCAGUAAUAACCCCUUUCUUAUUUCUGUAACUCAACUUACAUAACAUAACUCCUUGUAAAAAGGAGAGAAAUCCUCCAUAUCUGCUGUGCCACAAAAGGGACAUGACAUGAUUGAAAUCUGAUUUUCAAUUUUAAUUUUUUUGUGAAUGUUAUCAAAGAUGUGUUCAACACUGACUGAAUGGCAUACACAAGAACUGGUGAUGGAAAGGUGUUGGGAAACACAACUGGGUCAUGUUCAUUAGGAACCAAACAGAAGAAAAUGGACUGAAACAGGGAGGGACUAGGCCUAUCUGGACUUGUCUAAUAACUGGACUUGCCAUUGUGAACACAACCAUGGACUUUAAUGGUGAUGAAACAUUCCUCCCCGUUCCCCUGACUGUGUAGCACAUGGAAUCACUGCCAGGUAGUAUUCACCUGCUUCUUCACACAACGUUUGGAGAGAACUGUGUCAACUCUCAUACCAGUGUGUUUGAAUAGAUAAAACUGAAAUAUUUGAGUUAUAUUUUAUGUUUAUAACAUGGUAAACACCAUAUGUGAGGGAUUAAAGCUGGUAAGAAAAGCCAUGCAAAGAAAGUGUUGAUGAAAGGAGGAAUUAAUUUCAGAGAGGCUAGACCUGGGGGGUUAUCACAUGAACAUACUCUAUCUCAUGGGCAUGUUUUGAGUAUUUUCAUCAGAUUUUAGGCUUGGACAGGGCACAUGCUUUGCAUUAUGUUUUGUGCAAUAAAUGGUGAACUGUGA
Messenger RNA from Coregonus clupeaformis (lake whitefish), 4706 nucleotides. Its product is annotated as neurabin-2-like. Gene Ontology annotation, biological process: actin filament organization; calcium-mediated signaling; neuron projection development. Gene Ontology annotation, molecular function: actin filament binding. Gene Ontology annotation, cellular component: postsynaptic density; actin cytoskeleton; dendrite. The transcript is spliced from 11 exons. The record is from RefSeq and is a predicted model, not a curated record. Bases 444 to 2969 code for a protein of 841 amino acids. Lineage: Eukaryota; Metazoa; Chordata; Actinopteri; Salmoniformes; Salmonidae.